AUGCAAGUUGACCACUACGUCAAAAUCGUAGUGAUGGACAUGGGCCACUACUACAUACGAGUUGGAAUCCUUCGAGAUCAACCCACAGAGCCGGAUUACUGCAUACCCAACUCAAUUGCCUUGACAUCCAAAGGUUUGUUGUUUGGUGAUGCUGUACCUCGAAUUGCAGAUCCUGCGGAAAGCCAAGAGCUCGGAACUACCUCCGUCAUUUCACCCCUUCGACAAAGUCAGAUUAUUAAACCGAUAUUAGUCAAUGGAAUCCCCAUUCAGAAGAUCCUCUUUCAAAAUGUAAUCAAGCGACUGGAUCUGACUGACAAGGAUUACAAAUUACUGCUCUGUCUUCCAACACGAGCAUCCGCACUACGCCCAUAUUUCCUCGAUUACUUUAUUGGACCAUCCUCAAAGACCGAUCAGCAGGGUUUGGACUGCUUCAAAUCUGUUGCCACAAUAUCCGCCUUCCGCGCUGCACUACAGACUGCCAAAAUCUCAACUUGUCUCUUAAUCUCCCUUAAUGCUGACCUCGAAAUCAUUCCCAUAGCUGAAGGUUAG
Rodentolepis nana is the source of this 549-nucleotide messenger RNA. The record is from the annotation of a GenBank genome assembly. NCBI's taxonomy places the organism in Eukaryota, Metazoa, Platyhelminthes, Cestoda, Cyclophyllidea, Hymenolepididae.